UCACUCUUCUCCACUCUCAAAACGCGAUCCUCUCACUCAGGUGAUAUUUGCUCCUCUUUCCUAAACCUGAAAAAAAGAAGAAAAAAAAAUCGAGAGAUCUUUCUAAAUUUCAAGCACCGCACCGAUAUAACCGUAUCAAAAUGGAUAACACAGGAGCGAAUCCUCAAGGCAUAGUAGUUCCGCCAGUUGAAGGUGUUGCUGGAGGAGGAACAGCUUAUGGAUGGAAUGAUGGCGGUGGCGUACAUUUUUCAAAUUCCUCACCCAGAGGAUCAAUCGAUCCGUCUGAGGUUUUAACUUCAGAUUUAGUGCAUGUUUGGUGCUUGCCUAGCACUGCAAAUGUUGGACCGCAAGAGAUUCCCAGUAGACAUUUGGAGCCUAUAAAUCUUCUGGCAGCUAGAAAUGAGAGAGAAAGUGUUCAAAUUGCUUUACGCCCGAAAGCUACUUGGGGUGGUUCUGGCAGUGCAGGGGUUGUGCAGGUUCAGUGUAGUGACUUAACCUCCACAUCUGGUGAUCGGUUGGUCGUUGGACAAUCCAUAACAUUGCGGAGAGUGGUUUCUAUAUUAGGUGUCCCAGAUGCUCUUGUGCCUCUAGAUCUUCCAGUUAGUCAAAUAAACCUAGCUCCUGGAGAAACAACUGCACUUUGGGUUUCCAUUGAUGUUCCAAGUGCACAGCCACAGGGUCAAUACGAAGGGGAGUUCUUCAUCACCGCUAUAAAAGCAGAGGCAGAAUCUCCAUCACAGCGCUUGGGAAAAGCUGACAGGCAUCAGCUGUACUCGGAACUUAGGAACUGUCUUGACAUCAUGGAGCCUGUUGAAGGAAAACCAUUGGAUGAAGUGGUAGAAAGAGCCAAAUCUGUGACUACAUCUUUAAGAAGGGUUCUUCUAUCUCCAGUAUUUUCUGAGUUCUCUACAGAUAAUGGACCAGUUGAUAUGAUGGAUGAAGAUGCUAUUUCAAACCUAACAGUUCGUGUCAAGCUAAACUUGACUGUUUGGGACUUCGUACUUCCAGCAACUCCUUCACUUCCUGCUGUAUUUGGUAUAUCUGAUACUGUAAUUGAGGAUCGUUUUGGUGUUGAACAUGGAAGUGAUGAAUGGUAUGAGGCUCUGGAUCAACAUUUCAAGUGGCUUCUUCAUUAUAGAAUCAGUCCAUAUUUUUGCAGGUGGGGUGGCAACAUGCGUGUUUUGACAUACACUUGUCCAUGGCCAGCUGACCAUCCUAAAUCAGAUGAGUAUUUUUCAGACCCAAGAUUAGCAGCAUAUGCAGUACCAUAUAGUCAAGCAGUCCCUGGUGCAGCACAGGACUACUUGCAGAAAGAAAUUGACAUCUUGAGGACAAAGUCUCACUGGAAGAAAGCCUAUUUUUACUUGUGGGAUGAGCCUUUGAAUUUGGAACAAUAUGAUAUGGUCCGCAGCAUGGCCAGUAAGAUCCAUACUUAUGCUCCUGACGCGCGUGUGUUAACUACGUACUAUUGUGGACCAAGCGAUGCACCCCUUGGGCCUACUCCUUUUGAGGCUUUUGUGAAAGUGCCAAAGUUUCUGCGCCCACAUACUCAAAUUUAUUGUACAAGUGAGUGGGUGCUUGGUGAUCGAGAGGAUCUGGCCAAGGAAAUUGUCUCUGAAUUGCAGCCAGAGAAUGGUGAGGAAUGGUGGACUUAUGUGUGUUUGGGACCCUCUGAUCCUCAUCCUAAUUGGCACAUUGGGAUGCGUGGUACUCAACAUCGUGCUGUGUUCUGGCGUGUGUGGAAAGAAGGCGCAACAGGUUUUCUGUACUGGGGUGCCAACUGCUAUGAGAAGGCUACAGUUCCUAGCGCAGAGAUAAGCUUCAGGCGUGGUCUACCUCCAGGAGAUGGAGUUUUAUACUAUCCAGGCGAGGUGUUCUCAUCCUCCCACCAGCCAGUUGCAUCUGUUAGACUAGAGCGCAUACUAAGUGGCUUGCAGGACUUCGAGUACCUGCAACUCUAUACUUCAAGAUAUGGAAGGGGUGAAGGGCUAGCUCUUCUGGAAAAGACAGGCAUGUAUCUAGGUCCUGAACGUUAUACUUUAGAGCACACGCCAAUUGAUGUCAUGCGGGGUGAGAUCUUCAAUACGUGCCGAUCAUGAAUAGAUGGUUGUGUUCUCAUUGAGUUUAUUGUUUUUGUAAUUAUCCAUAGAAACUUUUUGUAUGGUAAAAGAUGAAAUGGUUUGUGCAAUUGCAUAAACUCUUUCCACUUUCAA
Molecule: messenger RNA, 2213 nt
Organism: Populus nigra (black poplar)
Lineage: Eukaryota; Viridiplantae; Streptophyta; Magnoliopsida; Malpighiales; Salicaceae
Exons: 16
Coding region: 141-2099 (652 amino acids)
Source: RefSeq, a predicted model, not a curated record